Tyto alba (common barn owl) is the source of this 13679-nucleotide messenger RNA. It is a transcript of the gene MAP3K9, whose product is annotated as mitogen-activated protein kinase kinase kinase 9. NCBI's taxonomy places the organism in Eukaryota, Metazoa, Chordata, Aves, Strigiformes, Tytonidae. Gene Ontology annotation, biological process: protein phosphorylation. The transcript is spliced from 11 exons. Gene Ontology annotation, molecular function: protein binding; JUN kinase kinase kinase activity; protein tyrosine kinase activity. The record is from RefSeq and is a predicted model, not a curated record. Bases 279 to 3428 code for a protein of 1049 amino acids.
CUCCGGGAUGCGCGGCCGCGGCGGCAGGCGGAGGCGGGCGAGGAGGAGGCGGGGGGGGAUGCGGCGGCGGCUCGGCGGCACGCGCUGCCUGCCCGCGCCUCUUCCCGCGCUGCGCUGAGGCGGCCCCGCGCCGGGCACCCCCCCCCCCCCCCCCCCGGCGGCGGCACCUGCUGCCGGCAGGCGCCGGGCCGCAUGAACAAUAGGCGGCGGUACCGGCCCCGCCGUCCCCCGCAGCGCCCGGCUGCCGCGGGCGCCUCCCCCUAUGGAGCAGCCUCGCCAUGGAGCCCCUCACAGAGCUCAGCCAGGAGGGCGCGGGCGGCGGGGAGCCGCCGGGCGGCGCGCCGCUCUGGACCGCCGUCUUCGAGUACGAGGCGUGCGGCGAGGACGAGCUGAGCCUGCGGCCGGGGGACGUGGUGCAGGUGCUGUCCCGGGACUCGCACGUGUCCGGCGACGAGGGCUGGUGGACGGGCAAGAUCGACCAGCGCGUCGGCAUCUUCCCCAGCAACUACGUGAGCAGCGGCGUGCAGGGGGGCGGCCCGGAGCUGCGGGCCCGCUACCCGCCGCCCCCCGCCAUACAGCUCCUGGAGAUCGACUUCUCAGAGCUUGUUCUGGAGGAGAUCAUUGGCAUAGGGGGCUUCGGAAAAGUGUAUCGAGCUGUAUGGAUAGGAGAUGAGGUUGCUGUCAAGGCAGCUCGCUAUGACCCUGAUGAGGACAUCAGCCAGACCAUUGAGAAUGUCCGCCAAGAGGCCAAGCUCUUUGCAAUGUUAAAGCACCCCAACAUCAUUGCCCUCAGGGGUGUGUGUUUGAAGGAACCUAAUCUUUGCUUGAUCAUGGAGUUUGCCCGUGGAGGAUCGCUAAAUAGAGUGUUGUCUGGUAAAAGGAUACCUCCUGACAUACUAGUGAACUGGGCAGUACAGAUUGCAAGGGGAAUGAACUACCUGCACGAGGAAGCAAUUGUUCCCAUAAUUCACCGUGACCUGAAGUCCAGCAACAUACUGAUACUCGAAAAGGUGGAAAAUGGAGAUCUGAGCAACAAGAUAUUGAAGAUCACGGAUUUCGGCUUGGCCAGGGAAUGGCAUAAAACUACCAAAAUGAGCGCAGCUGGGACAUAUGCCUGGAUGGCUCCUGAGGUCAUCCGCUCCUCCAUGUUCUCCAAAGGCAGCGAUGUGUGGAGUUACGGUGUGCUGCUUUGGGAACUGCUAACAGGAGAAGUACCAUUCCGAGGAAUUGAUGGUCUUGCAGUAGCAUAUGGUGUUGCCAUGAAUAAACUUGCCCUUCCAAUCCCUUCCACGUGUCCAGAGCCUUUUGCCAAACUCAUGGAAGAUUGUUGGAACCCUGACCCGCACUCACGACCUUCCUUUACCAGUAUCCUAGACCAUCUCACCGCCAUAGAAGAGUCUGGUUUCUUUGAAAUGCCCAAAGAUUCCUUCCACUCCCUGCAAGAAGACUGGAAACAAGAGAUCCAAGAGAUGUUCGAUCAGCUCAGAGCCAAAGAAAAGGAGCUGCGCACAUGGGAAGAAGAGCUGACUCGUGCUGCUGUUGAACAGAAGAACCAUGAGGAGUUGCUACGAAGGCGGGAACAGGAGUUGGCAGAACGUGAGAUUGAUAUCCUGGAAAGGGAGCUCAACAUCAUCAUCCACCAGCUGUGUCAAGAGAAGCCUCGGGUGAAGAAACGCAUGGGGAAGUUCAAGAGGAACCGGCUGAAGUUAAAAGAUGGCAAUCAUAUCAGCCUGCCUUCAGAUUUCCAGCAUAAAUUCACUGUGCAGGCUUCUCCAACGAUGGAUAAAAGGAAAAGUUUGAUCAGUAGCUGCGCCAGCCCUCCUGCAAGUCCUACCAUUAUUCCCAGACUCAGGGCCAUACAGUUGACUCCUGCUGAAAGCAGCAAAACAUGGGGACGAAGCUCAGUCCUUCCAAAGGAGGAAGGCGAGGAAGAAGAGAAGAGAGGCCAGAAGAAAAAGGGACGCACCUGGGGACCAAGCUCACUUUGUCACAAGGAGCUAGGUGCAGGAGAAGAUGGUCUGAAAGCUCUGGUAGAAGGAUACAAACAGUGGUCAUCCAGUGCACCGAACCUUGGAAAGAUCCAGAGAACUGCACCUGCUUUUCCGGGAUUCACCAGCUUAGCAGAGAUGGAUGAUGAAGACAGUGAAUGUCUUAACGGAGAGGGCAAAGUGCACCCUUCACCUGGGCACAAUCAGUCAUACCUCUGCAUCCCAUUUCAGAAGAAUGAAGACUGGGAUGGCCCUUCUAGUGAUGCCAACGAGGAGUCCACCCCUGUGAACUCUGCUACGAGUACGCCGCAGCUGACACCCACCAACAGCCUCAAACGUAGCGGCUCCCACCACAAGCGGUGUGAGAUUGCAUUGCUUGGCUGUGGAGCAGUGCUGGCUGCUGCAGGCCUGGGCUUUGAUCUGUUAGAAGCAGGGAAGUGUCAACUGCUGAUUGAGGAGGAGCCAGAGGCACCCAAGGAAGAGAAAAAGAAGCGCGACAGCAUUUUCCAGCGAGCUGGACGCCCACGCAGGAGCACUAGUCCACCUUCCAGAAAGAUCUUCAAGAAAGAUGAUCCUAUGUUGUUGCUAGGCGAGCCAUCCACAUCCCUCACCCUUCUUUCCCUGUCUUCCAUUUCCGAAUGUAAUUCCACCCGGUCUCUGCUGCGCUCAGACAGUGACGAGAUUGUGGUGUAUGAAAUGCCUGUCAGCCCAGUGACAGUCAAGGCUCCCUUGCCAGCCAUUACCAACCCACUAGUCAAUGUCCAGAUUGAGAGGUUCAAACAAGACCCCAACCAGUCCCUGACUCCCACACACGUGACGGUCUCUUCCCACACCCAGCAAAGUGGGCACAGGCGCACACCAUCUGAUGGGGCCAUCAAAGGGAGCGGACUAGUUGUCAAUGGGUGCCCAACCAGUGGAUGCCCUUCCAGUAGCUGUUUAACUGGAGCACUGGGAGCAGGUGUAUUAAAAACACCUAGUCCAAGUAGAGAUCCCAAUGAGGUCCCUCGCCUGCCAGACCCCAACCUUGUUUUUCCUCCAACCCCAAGACGAUGGAAUGCACAGCAGGACCCCACACUGGAAAGACCCAAGACAUUGGAGUUCCUGCCCCGGCCACGUCCUGCAGCCAGUCGGCAGCGGCUUGAUCCCUGGUGGUUUGUGUCGCCCAGCAAUGCCAAGGGUGAAUCUUCUGCCAACAGUUCAAGUACUGAUACUCCAAGCAAUCUGGACUCUUGUUUUGCUAGUAGCAGCAGCACUGUAGAAGAGAGACCUGGACUGCCUGCACUGCUUCCUUUCCAGGUGGGUGUUCCCGUAGAGGAGCGGACACUGUUGGACAUAGAUGCUGAGGGGCAGAGUCAGGACAGCACCAUUCCGCUAUGCAGAAGUGAACUUAACACACAUAAAGCUGCAGCAUAUGAACUCAAGCAAGAAUUCUGGUCUUAGUAUGAAAUCCACUGGGGAUAGUGAGCCCCUCUAAAUUCAAUCCUACUUUUUGCACUGAGAAUGCACUUUGAAGACAGAUGAGAUGGAGGGAUGCUACAGAGGUGCUGCCUCUGCUGAAGAUGUGGUGUUCGACUGCCUGAUUUUUGUCUGCAGCUUGAUGAAACUUGGCAACUGAGCUGCUGACUUUUGCUGUGGGGUUUUCUGUAGUCUUCCCUGCCCUCAAAUUGCAGUUUGAAUCUGCAAUGAGCUAAAAUUAUCAUAUCAAAGUCUUUGUUACUGACCUUGUAGGAUUUGGCACUUGCAGUAAAUAGACUGGUAUCUAUCCUGGUAUUAAUCAGUAUUUUCACAGCUCAGAUAUUAUACUACAGCAGACACCAGUGUUUGAUGUUUUCCCAAGGAAUCCAGGACAGAAACAAGUAAAUAUCUGGAGACUAUCUUCUGUGAAAUGUAUUCAGAUCAUUAGAUAGGCCUGGGAAUCAUGGUACCCCCCACUGAAGGAGCAGAAGUAGCUAUCUUAGACUCGCUUGUCCUCUUUUGCUCAUGUGAUAGUGCAAGGUGGAACAGAUUGCAGAGGAAGGGCAUGGCAUCUCCACUGAUGGAGGUCUUUGAGAACAGACUAACUGGACUUUUGGGAAUGAGUAGGUGUAGUUGAUCCUGGCUUCAAGGCAGGUUGGAUGGACUUCAGUGAUCUCUUGAGGUCCCUCUCAGCCCUAUUUUUCUAUGACCCUGUUCUUUCAAACAGAUGAAGGCUUAUGGCUGUUUACUCUAGCUUGUUUUUUUUUGUUUCAAGCUUUGGUUCCAUCAGCCUCCUUUUCCCACCCACUGUAUCCCAGGCUCAUAGUCAAGCUGCCUCAGCUUUGGGAAGGGAAUUAGCAGGAAUUCUUUCUUUAAAGCUGUGUUGGCUUGCAGAAGUUAUGUGUUUCCUCACUCUUCCCCCCCCACUUCCUGUUUUUCCUCCUUUCUUACACUUUUUAGGAGUGGCCCUUAAAACCCAAGACUGUUCUCAUGCACACUGAUAGUUGCUUAAGGCUAUUUUGAAACUGAGGCUUGUUAGUAGUUGGAUUGUGCAAACAGGAAUCAGAACUUACAGAUUCUGUUUUAUUUUGUCACUGACUCACUGUGUGACCUUGGGUGAAUAAUGUAACCUCUGUGCCUGAAUUUCCCCAUCUGUAAAUAACAGGAAUAAUACCUACCUCACAGGGGGAGGGGUUGGGACAUAUCUAAUAGGUGUAACGUUCUUUGAGAUCUUUGAGUAAAAGGCACUGUAGACAUGUAAAACUUCAUUCUUGUUCAAAUAUGUAAAAACUCCUAACUCUGGAGCGAGAACAGACCCCUGUCUUGAAGGAGGAAGUCACACAAAUAGGGUGUGCCUAUGCUCACGGUUUGCUGUGCAGAGACUUUGCGCUUCUGCAGGUAUAUUUUAUUGGCUUUAAUAAGAGCUUCUCUUCCCCAGUUUUGGCAUUAUAACUAAGGGAUGUGGCCUUUAUAUGAGUGUAAUAGCGUAGUCUGCUUUUUUGCAGGGUACAGCAUCUCUGUUCACUCUUUUUGUACAGAUCUGUGCUCAUUUUGCUGAUCUACUGACCAUUUGGUUACAAAUAACUGAUUUGACAGUACUGCCAAUGCAGUGCUCAACCUCUUAGGGCAGUCCAGUCCUGUUGAGAAGGCAGUGUAGCCGAAUACUUUCUCACAGCUGUCAGCACACAGAACCUGUGUGUUUGGAUGUUUAUAACCUGAUGUUAAAAACCAGCACGUGGGGGGAAGUACUGUACUUAAGGUUUUUUCUAAUUCUGUUUGAGGGCUAAAACCAGCAUGUUGCCAUUAGUCAAGUGCACCCUUUUUUCCAAGCAAUUACAUUAUGUUUUUGUGUAGAAAGGUCACACAUUUCUUGUUUAUCACAUUCCAUGAAAGGCGUUUAAUGGCAGAAUUACUUUGAAUACUCCAUAGCUAUCCUUAAUGGUGCUACACUAGCUGCUGAAGCUGGAUAGACUGUUGACUGUGUAGGCAAGGUAUUCUGAUGGUGGUGCUGAGAUACUUUAAAAAAGAAAACUUAUGUUUCUGACACUUCUGUUAAUGCAGACCUUUAGCAUUAUUGAUUUUUUUUAAAACAUACAUGCUUUUGCUUCCCAUUUCUGAAAACUGUUUGUGAUCCAGGGACUGAAAAAAAAGGCAGAACCCACCCAAACAAGUGGUUAAUUUCAGUUGUGCUAUUGAAACAAACUCAAGGAGAGCCCAGUCAGAGGGACUAAAAAGCAGGAGAUUAAAACUAUCUAUUUUUCAUAGUCUCCUUACCAUUUUAAAAAGUCUGAAGCAGAACUGGAUCAACUGUUCUGAAAUGUAAUGCCAAUAAAUAUCAUUAUAGAUGUCAUAGGAAGCAUCAUCUGCUCUACACAGACAUCACCGGGAAUAGUUCCAUUCGAACAGAAAUCUUUAAAGUCCACUUACUUGCAUGGAAUGGGAGGUUACCUUUCUAGGUCACAUUGGUUUAACUCAGCCCACUGAACUUUCUGAUACUUGGCCAAUUGCUUUCACCAAGUGAACCAUAAGGUUUCUGUCAAGCGCCCAGCAGGCAAGACAGCUGUAAAACCAAGUUGUUCUGCCACCACUCUUGCUUAGAAAAGUUGAGGAUGGAGUAUCAGAAACCCUUCCCCCUCUUUCCCUUGGUGGAACUGGUAUGUAGCUGACCUGUUAGAAGUAUUUUGCUCCAAAGAGCAAAAUGGACAUUGCUAUAUCAAAGGAACUGGGUAGGAUAGAUGACAAGGAGUCAAGGAUCCGGAUUAGGGUUUCCAACCUAGAUGUUCUCUAUUAUAAAGCUGCCAGAAAGACUAGGUAGAAGCAUAAUGUUUGGUGUUUGUUUCUUUUUUGAACACUCCUUGGAUGCAGUUAUCUUCACUGACUCUAGCAUAUGAAAUAAUAAAAUAAGAUAGUAUUUGUGCAUCAACCCAUAACUGUCUUCCAGUUGGGAGCCCUGUGUCUAACCUGAGGUAUUGGGCAAGAGGUGUCUGUUGUAGAAACAAAGCUACUGCCUUUAGCGAGUGGUGGGGUAUUCUCUGAUGGGCAGAGGGAGCCUCAAGGCAAAGAAUUGUUGUGUGUUUCAUCUUAUGCACCCCAAAAGCUAUUGCAGCUGGUGUCUUGAGGCCCAGAGGCCACGUGCGUGUUUAAGCUAGCUCAACCUCUCCCUGUAUGGGUCUAUCCCAUCUGGCUUGAUUUCUCUCUGUACUUAAUCUGCUGGGAUUUUUCCUUCUCAGCUGUGGAAGCUGAGGUGCUCCAAAUCCGCAAAGGAUUGUUUCACUGUAGUCCACUAGAUACUGAGAAGAUAUAAGACCAUCAGCUCACAAAUCUUUCUACUUGUUACUACUAUUCCUAUUUGUCAGGGAGACAAAAGUUUCAGAAUAUUGUUGAUUAACAUACCUUUCUAGCAGUGUUCUUGAAGAAGAUGGUGAAAAUCUUGCUAUAAAAAAAUUCUAAUAAAUGUAUCACUUCCUAAAUAUCCAAAUAAGUUGCACUUUUUUUUUUUUUUCCCCUGAGAAAAUGAGAAGAAGAUAACAUGAGAGCACAAAAUCACCGAGCAGUCUGAAAAAGUGAUGAGAAAAGAAUUGGGUGAAAUAUGUUAGCAUAAUUGCAGGGCUCACAAAGAGGAAGUGACAAAUUUUUUAACUGAUAGUAAUAGUAGUAAGAUUGUUGCAGAGAGAAAUUUUGCUGGUCAGGAAACAUGUAUAUGUUGUGGGGUUUUUUAAAAUAGUUAGCUGGCAUUAUGUAUCACUAAUGUAACUCGUGCUAAUUUUGGAAAUAGAAGAAAGUUUGCCAGCCCUUCAAAGUGUGUUAACCUGUUUCUUUUUUCCUGUAAAACUGGGGGGAAAGCACAGACAGAGCAACCAGUGAAAAAAAUGGUAAAUUUCUUGAUACAUUUCUAUUGGUUUCACAGAAAUUAUGUGGGACAGGUAGAGAGAAGAAAGCUUUUGUGUCAAAACUAAAGUGGUAAUAGUUAGUGAUUCUUUUUUUCUAAUAUUGUUGCUUCCUAUGGACUGCACAGUGCUCUCUUUUGCCAGCAAGUAGGUCUUACCUCAUUUCAAUCCUUUCCAGAGGUGCAAAUGUAACUUUUUAUAGGUAUUUUGUUUCCUUCAAAUUAUUGUUGCAAGGGGUUGAUAUUCAGUAUGGGGCAGGGAACCUCAGUGAAAAUACUCUUUUUGUAAUGUUUUUCUAACAAAAUCAGUAUUUUCAAAGUGAAUUUUUCAUUACUGAUGCGGACAUACGUGUUCUGGUUUGGCAAGCUUUUGUGAUGAAGUAUUUUUCUGUACCUCUAGGAAUGGGAGUAGUUGCCUUCCUCUUCAUAGCAUGCUGUUGUCUUAAGACUUUAUGGACAAUACUGCAUAGAGAUGUUACUUCGAUUUGUCAUGAAACCGGAUACCUCUCAUUCUGUCGAAGGUGAGGCAGUAAUGGUCAAAUAAAGAAAGGUCUUUGCCAUCUGGAGUGUUCUGUUAAGUAGAAAAUGACAGGAAACCUCCCAUCUUGAGUCACCUUUCUAUCUGGAGCUUAACUUUUAUUUCAAACUUAAUUCAUCUCUGUGGGAUGAAUAUGGGAGCUGGAGUCCCAUUAGAUGUAUGGAACCAAACCUAAUACUGUAUCCCAAAAAUCAGUUAUAACCUGUUACUUUUGUCAAUAAUUUUAAGCUAAUAUUAAUGGGUUUGUUUCUUUGGGGUUUUUGAAACCUUUCUUCUUGGGAGAUGUGCUAGUUGCUUUCUAACCUUUUCUAUGUGUUUUGGAAGUAUUCUCAAGAACUCUUACCAACUCUGGGAAAUAAGGAGGCUUAUACCUUGCACAGUGAUACAGGUCCUCCUUUUGGCUUCACUUUUUUCAGUACAAAAUAAGGACACCUGUAUUUGGAGAGGAACAUUUCUGAUCCUUAUCCUGUUGCUGCAGAACAGUUUCUUAGCUUCCAUAUUUAUAACUCACUCAAGGCUACAUUUAGGUAAAACUGGACAUUAACAGUAAGGGGUAGGCAUGUGUUAAAAUGUAUUAGCAAACAAGCAAUAAAUACAGCAUGUGCAAAGAGAACCAAAACAUACUUAUGCUGUGACAGAGGAUAACUUUUAGACUUAAUAAACCUUUGGUUGAACAUAUAAUUAAGAUAUCUUCAGGCAAGAAUGCAUUCCUUUAUUUUUCUGUUAAGUUUCUUAGUGUAAGCUUAGAAUAUGGUGGUUUGCACAGCCGGGGAUACUGUAGCUAGCUGGACAGAAAUGAUCUUUAACCAAAUCUUUAUCUCCUUUUUUUCUCUAUUUCCAAUCCAGUUUGUGGUUUACAUUUUUCCUUUUUUUGUCGUUAACAAACAAAGGAGUCUUAAGAAGAACUUAUGUUUAUUGUUUCCUCAUCCCUAAUUCCAGUUUCUCAAGGCAGUAUGGAAAUGCAUUUAUGGCUUAUUCCGCUGCUCCCUCUAUUGAAUGUGCUAGUAUAAAGUCACGUGCUGCAGUUAAAAUGUACAUUUGCUUUUGUUUUUUCUCAUGCUCAUAUUUUUUAAGCAGCUUUGCCAUUGGUUGAAGAUGAUUACAGCUUCUGAAAUGACCUACAUCAGCUUUAUUUUUGCAUGCUAAAAAUAGUCUUUUCCAGGCUAAGAGGUGUGUGUGCUUGAUUAAAAGGUAAUUUGCCACUGGUGACUGGGUGGUGGGUCUGAUGCAGCUACCAGAAUUACUAUUGUUCCUCUCUAACAAGGAUCUCCCUUUUCUUGCAACUGGAGAGUCUUCAGCAUUUCAUCAAUGUUUGUAUGAAAGAAACACAUUUUAUUUCCUUCUGUACAUGAGUGAAGAAUCUUUUUUAUUUUGGUAGUAAAUGACCAGGAACAUAAUUUUCCAACUGAGAAUAGCUUCUUGGACUGUUUAGGUUUUGUUUUGUUCUGUUUUUUCUUAAACCUGUGAAAUACAUACAUGUGUGUUAGGUGCAUCCUGUAUUCCUAGGUGCCUUCUAUCUCGCAUGCCUCCUUGCUAGGGCCUGACAUUGUUUUUUGGAGGGAACUCCUGGUUGUAGCUUUCAGCACUGUCGUGUUCAUCACACACCGGGUCAAAUAUACCAGCACAGUAAACAUUUCAUGUCCUUCCAUUUCCUGAUGUGUGUACACACCUGUGGAAAGAAGUGUGCUACCACUGGUUCUCCUUAUCUAUUGAUUAGAAUUCUGCCCCUAUCCCAUCUUUAUUGGUUAUCAAUUAUUGUUACAGUGGUAUUUGGGGGCCUAAGACAGAAAUAAGUACAUGUUUUAGGUGUGCUUUGACCUAAAAUGUUUCCAAACUAGAAGCAUAAGACACAGCUGGGAGAAGUGAAAGCAGGGGUUGGCAGGAAAUAGCGAAUAAGAAGUAAAAUUAUCCUUCUUAAUGUAAUAAGCAGUCAGAGGACAGAGGGACACCAGCUGCCUGGUAGUCUCUUGGCAUUGCAGAUAAGUUGAGUCCUAAAGAAGAAUCUGAGGAAUGUGUAUUUACUUACUUUCUGGUUGUUUUCAUUUUACCCUGAGCUACCUCACUUGUAGAGAUGGAAUGGGAAGAAAGAGUAAGUUUUGGUAAGAAUUGUUCUAGGUAGGCAGUUGAGGCUAGAAUGAUGGGAGGACAGAGGCAAACACUUGUAUUUGGCUCUUUAACAUGCAAAUUCCUGAUGGAAAAAUAAAACCAGCAAUUCAGUUUAAGAUUGUAUUUGCGUUUACUAUGUAUGUCUCCGAAAUAAACAAUAAAUGACAAGGCAGGGCAUUUUUCUUGGCAGUUUCCAACCUGUAGGAGAGCUGAUUGUCCACAGACCAAAAGGUGGUGAUUUCAUUUUGAUCACUAUUGCUUUUAAAAGUGAAGUUCUGUUUUUUGAAAGUAGUUUUGAUAUUUUUUUAAAAAAUAAUCUCGGGUGCUUUUGAAGUGGACCUACACAUAAUCCAGAUUGUUUCUAUGUAUCUAUGUAUUUGCAGAUUGUUUCCCUAACAUAUCAGAUCCUAAUAUAGUCUAUAUGAUAUCUGAAUGCUAAUAAUGUGCAGACAGCCCAAUAUAGCUAAUAUUAAGAAACCAUGACACAUUUUUAGUGUUUAGUGUAGCGGAUUUAUAAGAUCAGUUUGAAAUGGGCUACUGUUUGGUCUGUAGUGAUGGGUCAGAUGGAUGAACAGCUAGCAAAAGGGGGCUUAGAACAAAUCUGCAGGAGGAAUGUUAAAGUUUUAUUUGCUUCAAAUAAAUUAUUUGAAAAAUAAUCAUGGGGGAGGGGGCCCCACAGGGAAGGCCCUUCAUUAUUCAGAAAUACUUUUCUAGGAUCUCAAAUUUUAUCUUCCAGGAUAGUUAGUGAGAACCUACAUUGUGUUCAAAAUAUGUUGACUGAAACCCCAAAGUAAGACCAGAAUAAUGCAUUUUAUAUAUGCUAUUUCAGAGUGAUUGACAAUGUCUCCCUGUUCUACCUUGAUUGUUCCAAUUUAGCAUUUUCACAAGAGCAGAUGUUGAGGUCAGACAAAGCUAACCUCCUUGUCUUGGAGAGACAUACAGGUCUGAGAAAGAAGAAACAUUGUUCUAGCCACAUCCUGUUGCUUUUGUGUCUCUUUCUCUUAGCAGCAGAGGUUAUAAUGGAGCAGGAAGACAUGCUGGUGUUUUUUCCAAGCUUCAUUGGUAAGAAUGCUGCUAACAGAAGUUUUCAGUAUAUACAUGGACAAGUUCUUUGGGAAUCCUUGUACUUGGUUUCUCCUCACUGAAUUUCUGAACAAACCUGGUUCUGAUUACUGUUUGGCAUAGCUCAGUUGCACACUGAGCUGCUUCAGUUUAACUACAUCUGGAGGAGAACUGAGCUUCUGCCUUGGGUUCUUCUGGAAUUUGUGGAUGUGGCCACUUCUCAGCUUGGGUAAUGCGUUUUCUCCCAGGCCCAGUCAGUGUUGCAAAAUGAGUUGUCACCCUCAACUGAUUGCCCAGAUACUCACAGUAGGAUUGUUCUUCUGUCUUGCAUGCUUUAGUGAGCAGCUCUUACAAUGUCAACAGGGUUAGCAUUUAUACCUGAAUAGGGCAGCUAAUGCCUCUGAGCUGACUUUUCACACUGCAUCUCAAGCACAUGUUACUGUAUCAGUUCUGCCAUUGCUCUGUUGUCAAGGUUAUCUUGACAACUGUAACAUCCAGAAGUCCUAGACACUAAAGAAUAAAGCCACAGUAAAAAAAAAAAAAAAAAAAGGGGGUGGGGGUGGGGGAGUUGGGAAAUAAAAAAGAAAGCAUACAGGUGUUUGCCAGUUGAAUGGUUGAGUGGCCAGUGUUCUCUGCAGAGAGUAAACUCCAUUCUUCUGCAACAUAGGUCUCUUUGGGGGAUGGCUAAAUCCGAAGUGGAGAAUAUACCUAGAUCCACUUUAAUUCAGUAGGCAGUAGUGCCUCUCAUAUUUGGCAUUAAUAAUGGAAAACUACAUAAAGCCAAGAACAUCUAGUAGUAAAGGCUCGUAUUUAGGGUAAUUAACUUUCAAUUUAAAAGGGAAGAGGCCUCAAUUCAAGGAAGCUCUUCGUCACAUACUUAAACAUCACUGAAGUCACUGGAAUGUAUCUGUGUGUCAGAAUGCCCAAGACCCCAAUUCAGCAAAGCUCUUUAAAUUGGGGGAUUGUCCUGUAGAAAGAAAUGGUGAAGGACCAGGCUCUGUACUUUGAUUGUCAGAGGAAAGAGUCAGUUUACCUGAAGAAAGAGUUUGUUCCUUCACAAGCCUCUGGGUAAAUGCUGGUUUGAUUACUGACUCUUGUGGCCUUUCCAUGACUGCACAUGCCAUGCCCAUUUGCUAAGUCUUACCAUAAACAGGGUGAGCUUUGGGUAUGUUUUCUGAUCCAGGAAGAAAGAGCAACGAUUUCUUCAUUAGCAGAUUGCUAGCUGCAAAGGGGCAGUAAGCAGUGCAUGGAGGUUGUAUGUGCAAGUGUCAGUUUAACCUGAGGCCUUUUCUCAGGUGUUUUUUCUCAUUUUAAAAAUGCAUCCCUCCAGGCUGGUGGACAGACCUGACAAAUUCAGCAGUGAUCAACAUCCACCACUGUUACUAGAGUUUCUAAGGUUCUUGUUUGUCGGCCUUUGGCACAGUACUUUGUGCUGGUAUAUGUGAUUUCUUUGUCAUAAAUUCAGGACAAGCUGGAAAUAUCUGAGAUAUUUUGCCUGACUGAAGUUGAGAGGCUUAUAUGGAGUGGGCAGGGCAACAGUGGUGGAAAAUCAGGGAAAAUACCUGUGCUUUUAACAAUGUCUCUUCUGUGGCUUUGAAAGUCCAAGAAUUUCUCAGCCAGAGAAUGUAUUUCCUCCCUCUUUUUAUAAGCUACUCCUUUCUUUUGCCUUAUUAAUUGUGGAUCUGCUCCUGCUUCUAUUUAAAGCCAGAUGCAAAAAUCAGUGACCUGACUUUCCUAGGUACAAUGUUGUAAAUCUGAAGAACCAGGUGAGUAGAUUACUCUAGUGUAAGAUCAUGCCCCCAUGUCUGUUCUUUUGAGAUAUGGGAUAAUUCCUGCUUGUGUUGAAAUCACUGUGGAGGAUGUUGGGUACUUCAUAAGGAACUCCAAGCUCUGCGGGACUGGAAUUCAUCUUACAGCUUAAGUAUUUCAGUCUGUUUUUGGAGACCUCUGUCUUCUCUUCUGUUCAUGGUGUUCAAAAGUCUGUUGCUAUGGAAGUAACACCUGAAAGUAUGUUUUGCCCGAAGAACCUGCAAUGAAAGCAGUUACAUUAGCAAAUGGUAACGUACCCCAGAGUUGAGUAAAAUAACGGAGGCCACCAAGUUCUUCUUGUUUGUGUGAUGAAAUGUUGUCAAAUUAAGUGAUUUGUUGGAGCCUUCCUUUAACUUCUGUACAGCAGUAAGCUUAGAGGAAAAGAAGAUUGCAUUAUUUUUUGAAAAGCUUUAUUUGUGACCCGGACUUGUUGCCUCUGACCCUCUUGGGCUUAAAUAGUUAAAUUAUAUUAAUGUCCAGUUUGUUUCACUGUAGGUAACACAUCAACUGAAUACUCUUGUGCAUAAUCUACUGUAUCUUUCCUCUGUUCUGUGUCAAUGUAUUAUGUGUAUUUGGAUUACAAUUCUUUUUUGUAUUAAAUUAUUUUAUGUUAUAGAACAAUAUUUAAGCAAAGCAAAGAGCUAAUGAAAGUUGUUGGCGUUUUGGGAUUUCUUUUCUCUUUGCUCUUUUUUUGGAUGUACUGUAAAUUGUAAACCAAGGAUGCCAAGCAGGCUUGGUUCAAUGGCUAAAAUUAUUGUAUUACAGUGUAAUGCUGAUCUAGGCCUUGUCUCAACACUAGAGCACACAGACUUGAAUAAAACUGUUAUAAAAGUCA